Nicotiana tabacum (common tobacco) is the source of this 1068-nucleotide messenger RNA. NCBI's taxonomy places the organism in Eukaryota, Viridiplantae, Streptophyta, Magnoliopsida, Solanales, Solanaceae. The record is from RefSeq and is a predicted model, not a curated record.
AUGGAAAAUUGCCCGAGGACCCAAAGGAAUCGAGGGCCCCUGCGAACCAAAGUAGCCAGAUUCUCUCUCGAUGAAAAUAAGACUUUAUAUAGAAGAACUUUUGAUGGCCCUCUAGCCGUAUGUCUGGGGCCGGGGGAUACAGAUUAUGUACUCCGAGAAAUUCAUGCGGGCAUCUGCGGAAAUAAUUCUGGUGUUGGUGCUGAUGCCUUGGUCCAAAAGGUAAUCAGAGCAGGCUACUAUUGGGACAGCAUGGAAAAGGACACCAAAGAAUUCGUCCGAAAGUGUGACAAAUGCCAGAGAUUUGCCCCGAUAAUUCACCAAUCUGGUGAACGACUGCACUCGGUCAUAUUGUCAUUGCCGUUCAUGAAGUUGGGGAUGGACAUCAUCGGACCCCUGCCAAUGACACCAGGUAAGAUAACGUGUGACAACGGCAAACAAUUCAUCGGGAGCAAGGCAACACAAUUCCUCGAGGAUCACAAAAUCAAGCGGAUCUUAUCAACGCCCUACCACGCGUGUGCGAUCGGCCAGGCCGAGUCCACAAACAAAACCAUCAUCCAAAGCAUAAAAAAGAAACUGGAAAGCACCAAGGGAAAGUGGAGAGAAAUAUUGCCAGAGGUGCUGUGGGCAUGCCGAACAACUUCAAAAUCGAGCACAGGGGAAACACCUGUCUCUCUAGUAUACGACACCGAGGAUUUGAUAACAGUAGAGGUCGGGGCGCCACGCACCAGAGUCCAACACGCCACUGAGAGCUCGAACGACGAGGCCAUGACAACGACCCUCAAAAUGCUGGAUGAAAGGUGGGAAGCCUCGCUGGUCCGAAUGGCUGCCCAAAAGCAAAGGAUCGAAAGAUAUUAUAACAGGAGAACAAACUUCCGAUAUUUUGGAAUUAGGGACUUGGUUCUAAGGAAAGUCACCCUUAACACCGAGAGCCAUAGUGAAGGAAAGCUGGGCCAAAAUUGGGAAAGACCGUACCGCGUCCUCGGAGUAGUCGGCAAAGGGUCUUACAAGCUCGGCACCAUGGAGGGCGAACAACUUCCAAGCAACUGGAACAUAUCGAUGAAAAAAUGA